GUCCCAUCCCGUCCCGCCCCGAGCAAAGGGCGCUGAGUCCAGACUGUUAGUUUAGUUGAACGGUCCGAGUCUUUUCCCCUAACUCAGACGCCACUCUGGUGCAAGCGACAUGUCUGAGGAGGAGAGGGACAUUUUCCUCAGAGCCCGGGGCAGGACGCUGGACGCUUUUCCUGAAGAAGAGCUUCAGUGGAAAUCCCCUUUCUACUUCAUCCAAGGAGCAGAUCCACAAUUUGGACUGAUGAAAGCCUGGGCACUUGGUGACUGUGAUAAUUGUGGUGAUGAAUGGGAAGAGGAGAUCAGAUUAACUGAACAAGCCGUGCAAGCUAUUAACAAGCUCAACCCCAAACCUAAAUUCUUUGUUCUGUGUGGUGACCUCAUACAUGCUAUGCCUGGAACUCCAUGGAGAGCAAAUCAAACAAAAGAUUUAAAGAAAGUUCUUAAGAACAUCAACAAAGAAAUCCCAUUGGUGUUUGUCAGUGGAAACCAUGACAUUGGUAAUGUUCCUACGUCAGAAGCUAUAGAUGAGUAUUGCCGUACUUGGGGAGAUGACUAUUUCAGCUUCUGGGUUGGAGGAGUGCUUUUUCUUGUCCUGAAUUCACAAUUAUAUGUUGAUUCCUCUAAGUGCCCCAACUUGAAACACGCCCAAGACCAAUGGCUUGACACACAACUAGCAGUGGCGAAACAGAGGAUGUGUAAGCAUGCCAUUGUGUUCCAGCACAUCCCUCUUUUCCUCAAAACUGCUGAUGAAGAAGAUGAUUAUUUCAACAUAAGUAAGCCAAUACGCCAAGAAUUAGUGGACAAGUUCACCGAUGCAGGCAUUAAGGCUGUAUUCUCUGGACACUACCAUAGGAAUGCUGGUGGAUUCUGCAACGACCUCGACAUGGUGGUGUCAUCUGCAAUAGGCUGCCAAUUAGGUGAAGAUACCCACGGACUCCGUGUUGUGGUGGUCACCGCUGAGAAAAUUGUUCAUCGCUAUUACAGCUUAAAUAAACUAAGCAAUGAAGGCAUAGAGAAAGAUCUGAUGGAUAUGAUUAAGCAAGAAUAACAAUUUUUCUCCAGGUGCCACUAAUUUUUCACUUGUAUCUUUUGAUUUUUCAUUGAACAGCAUUUCCAAGGAAUACUUCACUGAAACACAGUAGCAGAGCCUUGAAGAUUUGUGAUUUGGUGAUAUGUGUGCAUAAAAGUUAGCUUUGUUCUCUCCUAAAUAACAAAAUGAAAGCUUCCCCUCCUCUAUGGAAAAGAAUUCAAUGAAUGAUAAUUAUGAUUAGAAUCUCUCUUGCUUUGCUGUUCCUGAGGGUGUGUCAUAUUGUCAGUGAUUCCCCAUUCUCCUUAACUCUAAUCAGAUCCAGGUCUAAUCCUUGAGAACACCUCAGUCAGACUAUAGUUGUGACUCUCAAGAUAUCAACAGUAAUAAAGAAGUGUUUGGUUCUUUUAGAA
This is a messenger RNA of Trichosurus vulpecula (common brushtail), 1437 nucleotides long. RefSeq names its product calcineurin like phosphoesterase domain containing 1 (gene CPPED1). Gene Ontology annotation, molecular function: hydrolase activity. The record is from RefSeq and is a predicted model, not a curated record. The coding region runs from base 110 to 1045 and encodes 311 amino acids. The transcript has 4 exons. NCBI's taxonomy places the organism in Eukaryota, Metazoa, Chordata, Mammalia, Diprotodontia, Phalangeridae.